Messenger RNA from Lactuca sativa (garden lettuce), 774 nucleotides. Its product is annotated as pathogenesis-related protein PR-1. NCBI's taxonomy places the organism in Eukaryota, Viridiplantae, Streptophyta, Magnoliopsida, Asterales, Asteraceae. Gene Ontology annotation, cellular component: extracellular region. The record is from RefSeq and is a predicted model, not a curated record.
CCAAAUCCAACUACCGUCAUAUAUUAUUUUCUAUUCUAUUUUCAAAUUGUAAUUUUUAAAUCACACUAUAUAAAGUUUGGUUUGUGUACGCCACAAAAAGAUCCACCAAGAAAAACACGUCACAUUAUCUCCCCAAUGUUGUUUCCUCCUUUAGCCUUCGCUUUGUUCCUUAAUCUCCUUAUUUCCACCUCCAAUGCUAUCACAGACAAACACCAACUCUCCAAAAAUGUCAUCAACGACUUCUUAUACCUCCAGAACAAAGCCCGAUCUGCACUUCGUGUGCCACCACUUGUGUGGGACACAAAGUUAGCACAAUAUGCGGACUCUUAUGCAAGCGAAAGGCAACAAGAUUGUUUGUUGAAGCAUUCAAACGGGCCUUAUGGGGAGAACAUCUUUUGGGGAAGCGGUGAUGGGUGGAGCCCAGCUCAGGCAGCGGCGGCAUGGGUGGCGGAGCGGCGGUGGUAUGCACAUCCGUCGAAUUCAUGCAAUGGUGGGCAGGAUUGUGGGCAUUAUACACAAAUUGUUUGGAAGGCAACCAAGAAGAUCGGGUGUGCUAAGGUGACUUGUUUUGAGGGUAGGGGUGUUUUCAUGACCUGUAAUUAUGAUCCUCCGGGAAAUUUUAUCGGUGAGAAACCUUACUGAUCAUUAAUGCAUGAUAUUAUAUCUGGUCAUUUCAACGUACUAGUAUAUUAAAUGUAAUGUGUGUUUUUCCUUUUAUUUUAUUUAUUGAUAUUCUUUCGAAUUUGUGGCUAUUAAAUAUAUUGAUUUAAUUUA